CUCAGCUCAUCAUUCCCUCCCCUGUUCCAUCAUACCUCACACCCCGCUGCGAGCACAUGCUCACAGUCACACGCCCCUAACCAAACGCACGUCAACUCCCUCGCACCAUCGUCGUGCUGCUCGCAGCCAGCCAGCCAAGCGAGCAAAGUGUGCAUAUCCUACCAGCACCCCCAGGCACAGCUCGAGUCCAUCCACCCCUCUUUACCCAGUCGGGUCGACCAGUGGUCCUCCUUCCCUUUUUCCCCUCGCUCCACUGCGUCGAGCUUGCGUCGCAUCGACGACCGGCAGCGCACUGCAGGCGAACAAACGAACACGAGGGCCGUGCUCGCGCGACGCCCACCUCAUUUUGAAAGUAACAUCGCCAUCGACGAUCGCACUGCAUACGCAAGACAAGCGAUGGCAGGCACUUCCCCUCCAUCAGCAGCGGCUGCGCCGGGCACACUGCCACCAUCGGAAAGCAACUCGGAAGCGCGAUUCGUGAGUACACAAUGCAACCCCCCUCCCCUUGGCCUCCCUCUCCCCGAUGGCCCCAGGUAACUCACGCCAACGCGAUGCCGUCCUCCACGCCCUCUGCUCCCUCUGCCCCGCAGCGGUACCACCUCGCGACCGAGCUGCGCCGCAUGGGCGUUGAGCCCGAUGCGGCCAUGCUUGACAAGUAUGUCAAGAGCCAUUACGAGAAGUUUGUCGGCGGCGGUGGCAGCAGUAGCAGCGCCGCUGUUCGUUCACCCGCUUCGGCGUCGAGCAGCAGCGCGGAGCACGCUGACGACCUGCCAAUGGCCGACGGCGAUGACGAAGACGGUGAAAGCGAGCACUCGCACGAGGCACGCACGCCGCCUCCGCCGGCUUCUGCGCUUUUUUCCAGCACCAACGCUGCAACAGCGACAGCAUCGCCGGCCGCAGACGCUGCUCAGCCACAGCAACAGCCUGUCGCCGCGAACACCUUUGACGACUUCUUCCACUUCGACGAGGAUCCUGCCGAGCUGGGCUUCAAGGCUCAUCAGCAGUCGCAACAGCAGCCCUUGGUAGCAGCCUCAGUGGCCUUCUCUUCUGCGUCGUUCUACCUGGAGCCGCCGCCAUAUGCGCUCACAACAGCAGCCGCCACGCCCGGCGCGGAAUCGAGCGAGCAAGAUGCAGUAGGAGGACUGGCCGCCGCAGCAGCGGACGAGGCAGACAUGAGCACCUUUGUGUUUGACAGUACCUUUGACACCAGCGCCUCCUUUGCCGGCUUUGACACGUCGGCGCUUUCCUUUGAGUCUGCUUCCACAUCCGCGUCCAUAUGCGCGUCUGGGAACUUUGCAGCCGAGGAGGACAGCAUCAUGCACGACGCCGACCCCGUCACCCUCGCCGCCAUCCCGCCGUUCAGCUGCGCCGCGCUCGCCGCGCCGCCAGCACCACCGGCGCCCAGCGUCGACCCAAGCCUUGUGACGCUCUCGGCGGCGGGUGAAAAAGCGCAGCAAGGGGAAGAAGAGGAGGCAGACGAGGAUGAGAUCACUUUCGAGCCUCACGCUGCGUCUUCCUCGGCGGUGCCGGAGGUCGGUGCCGACAUCGUACCCACCGCCACAGCCCAAGCAGCACUGGCUCCUGCUGGAGAAGAUGGCGAGGAGGAGGACGCGACGACGACCCCAUCGCACGCACAAGCGCAGCAACAGAAGCGCAGCGGCUCGGCCGGCGCCAAGACCGUAGCACCCCCGCAGAUCAAGCGCGAGGCAUCUGCCCGCGACGGCGACGCGGAGCUCGACGCGCUCCUCUCGGGCGAAAGCGCGUCGCUACCAGCGGGGAUCCCGGCGUCGAUGCGUUUCGUCGCGUCGGACUUGCGCCCGACGCCCGAAGAGUACAAGCGGCUCUCGUCCAAGGAGAAGCGGCAGCUGCGCAACAAGAUCAGCGCGCGCAACUUUCGUAACCGCCGAAAAGAGUACAUCACGCAGCUCGAGGAGCAGUUGCACGACAGGGAGGAUCAGCUUGCGCGCCUCGAGGCCGCCAUGCACCGCGUCACGCAAGAGAACGACGGGCUCCGCGCGCAGGUGCUCGCGCUCAAGAGUCGCCAGCAGCAACCACAACAACCGCAGCAGCCGGCGCUCGGCGGGCGCGUGCCCAUUCUCAGCACUGUCGACGUCAACAAGAUCAUUGAGCUGCUGCAGCGCAAUGCAGCGACCACGGCAGCUGCUGCUGUCUCCGCCGAUGGUGGAGAUCAACAGAUCUCCCCCAACGUCCCUGUUGCUCCUCUGGCGUCUUCCAGGCCGGACACGCUGACGACGACAACUGCCGCCGUCAGCGCCAACUCGCCGCGCCUCGCAGCCGCUUCUACUGCGCGCGUCGCCGUCCUGCGCCGCGCUUCGAACAACGGCAGCGCUGCAGCCGCAGCGGCUGUCGCAGCUCCUGCCAGCUCCCCUGCGCCUGCACCUGCGUCUGCCUCUACGAGCGCGUGUGCACACGCCCCCGCCAGCGUCAGCGCAGGCGGCGAGCCAACGGUGAACACCAGGAAGGAUCUCGGCGUUCCCACGAGCGGCGCCGGCGCGGCGUCCACGUCGUCCUUCUGGGGAGGCAGCGGCGGCCGCGGCGGCUACACGAGCGUACACACCACAUUGCUGCCGCCGCUGCGCCUCGCAACCGUGCUCACGCCCGCACAGAUGCUAAUGCAGAUGCAGAUGCCUUUUGCCCCUCCCGCGUACGGCCCCGGCCUCAGCGCUGGCACCGACAAGGCGUGCGAGCGCGACGCAGCCGGUUUGCUGGCGCACAUCACAGAGCUGUAUGUCAGUCGCUGCGCUGCGUCCAAGAACGGCAAAGAGCAGUGCCUCGGUGCCGCGCUGGGCGAUAGCAGCAAUACAAGUAUUAGCAAGCAGUGCGUCGAAGAUGAUGAGCUGCCGAGCUACGCGCAGGCGCUCGCGCAGCCGCCUGCGUUUACUGCCGUCACCACCGUGCUGGACGCUGCGACUGUAGCGACAGCAGCGGCGGCGGCAGCAGCUGCUUCCUUGCGCACCGUGGACCAGGCGCCCUUCGUCCCCGCCGCGCGGGCAUUCGAGCCGGCCGACGCAAAGUUGAUCGAGCUCCUCUGCUAAUGCAGGGCGGUCCAGCAGCCGUGCCUUUCAACCAUGGACGUUCAGCCGCCCUUUUUCCUUCUCACCCACACGUAUGCCAUCAUCACCAUCACUGCUGAUCGCAUUCUCGCGCAAUACAUCCUGACCGUCAUACUUCUGCCCACACGUCUCACUUGGCGUGUCGUCGCCAUUCCGCAUCUCGGGCAAACAGGCAUCCAAGAACAGAGCAUAACAGAAUCAAGCAAAUGUCUCCCGCAUAGUUAUAUUACCGUACAAUAGCGUCCACGAACACCACUAACAGCGCUGCUGUACACUAGGGAAAGAAUCGGAGUC
Tilletiaria anomala UBC 951 is the source of this 3368-nucleotide messenger RNA. RefSeq lists its product as uncharacterized. The transcript has a single exon. Bases 489 to 3056 code for a protein of 855 amino acids. Gene Ontology annotation, biological process: regulation of DNA-templated transcription. The record is from RefSeq and is a predicted model, not a curated record. NCBI's taxonomy places the organism in Eukaryota, Fungi, Basidiomycota, Exobasidiomycetes, Georgefischeriales, Tilletiariaceae. Gene Ontology annotation, molecular function: DNA-binding transcription factor activity.